GUCACCCCCUUCGCGGCCCGGGCUGCAGCCUCCGCUUGACUUCUUUCACACGGGUAGCUUCGGAGGAAUCCGCCGUGCAAAUCUGUCCGCCCCCUUGGCCACUGAGCCCCCGAAGAGCUUCUGUCGCCGCUCUAGGGUAAAGGAGAGCUGCCCCUGCCCCCGCCUAGCCGAGGUGCGUCGGCCCCCGCGCUUCUCCAGCCCGGCAUCGGGUCUGGCGGGACCGGGAGCGGCGGAGGCCGCGCGCGUCCGGUCUUCCAGGAGCCGCCUCGGAAUCCCCAGUCUCAGCGCUGGCAGGCUUGGCUUCCCGCCGGCCUCCGUGUUGCGCCCCGGCGCCAGAGUGGCCGGGUGUGGAGAUCUUCCCUCCUCUGGGUCAAAGAGCCUGCUCUCCUCGCCCCUCUUCUCCCCUGGAGCUCUAAACCUUCGAAUACAGACAUUGAAGUUUGGGACAAGAUAUUUAUCUAACUUCUGUGUCAAAAUUAACGACCUGCUAUGGCAAUGAAGAAAGAAACUGAAUUUGUCAUUUUCACCUGAAGAAAAAUGAUAGAUAAAAAUCAAACCUGUGGUGUAGGACAGGAUUCUGUGCCCUAUAUGAUUUGUCUGAUUCACAUACUGGAAGAAUGGUUUGGUGUGGAGCAGUUGGAGGACUAUUUGAAUUUUGCAAACUAUCUCUUGUGGGUUUUUACACCACUAAUACUUUUAAUACUUCCUUACUUUACUAUCUUUCUUCUCUACCUUACUAUUAUUUUCUUACACAUUUAUAAGAGAAAGAAUGUAUUGAAAGAAGCCUACUCUCAUAAUUUAUGGGAUGGUGCAAGGAAAACGGUGGCAACUCUGUGGGAUGGACAUGCAGCUGUUUGGCAUGGUUAUGAAGUUCAUGGAAUGGAAAAAAUACCAGAAGAUGGACCAGCACUUAUAAUUUUUUAUCAUGGAGCUAUUCCUAUAGAUUUUUACUAUUUCAUGGCUAAAAUAUUUAUACACAAAGGCAGAACUUGCCGAGUAGUAGCUGAUCACUUUGUCUUUAAGAUUCCAGGGUUUAGUUUAUUACUGGAUGUGUUUUGUGCUCUACAUGGACCAAGAGAAAAAUGUGUUGAAAUUCUGAGGAGUGGCCACUUGUUAGCUAUCUCACCAGGUGGAGUUCGAGAAGCCUUAAUUAGUGAUGAAACUUACAACAUCAUAUGGGGUCAUCGCAAAGGCUUCGCUCAGGUUGCAAUUGAUGCAAAAGUGCCCAUUAUUCCUAUGUUUACACAAAAUAUCCGAGAAGGAUUUAGAUCACUUGGAGGAACAAGGUUAUUUAGGUGGCUUUAUGAAAAAUUCCGCUAUCCAUUUGCUCCAAUGUAUGGAGGUUUUCCAGUGAAGUUACGGACCUAUUUAGGUGACCCCAUUCCAUAUGACCCACAGAUAACAGCGGAAGAAUUAGCUGAAAAGACGAAGAAUGCUGUUCAAGCUUUGAUUGACAAGCACCAAAGAAUACCAGGAAACAUUAUGAGUGCUUUGUUAGAACGUUUUCAUUGAUAACAAAGGGUCAACUAGAAGAUGAUUUAAUACAUUUAUAUUAAAUGUUUGUAUCUAAGGUACUGUCUUCUGAAUUUUGUAGGUCCUAUAAUUAGUAUUUUUUAAAAAAUCAUGUUAAUAAGCAUCUUUCAUAGAAUUCAUUUGUUUAAAAUGGUCAAUUUUGUUUUUGCAGUUGUGUCAAAUACUAACAAAUUACACACCUAAUAAUUCAGAAAAAGAUGUUUGAUUUGUAAAUUCCUAACAAUGUAUGCUAAACAUAUAGAUUCUUAAGUUUAUUAAUAACAGGGUUUAGGUUAAACAAACAUUCCUGGAUAAUGCAUUAAAUUUCUGUAUCUGUCACCCUGAGCUGAUUUUGAGAGAUGGUAUAAGCUAGGGGUUAGUAUAGUUGUUUAAGUUAGAAAAAACAUGCUGUUGUCUGCCCCUCAUUCCUUUCAUGACCUUGGGCAAGUCACAUAAUGUUUUUGUGCCUCAACAGUUCACUUUUUAAAAACAUGAUCGUAUGGUGAAUGAUAUUAUUUUGUUAUUUAUAUUUGCUGUGAUUGAUAACUGUUGAACCAAAAUAAUAAAAUAAUUAAUUUAAACAAUGUCAAAAUCCUUUAGCAGUUAUGUAUAUAUUUUCUCCAUUGUGUCUUUAAAUUAUGUCAUGUCCAGUUGCCAAGCACAAUGAAAAAGAUGUAUUAUUUUUUAAAUUGAACAAAAAAUUAGGAAAAAUAAAAUUUCUAAUUAUUAUUUUUAGUAUGAUAUUUUUAACAAGAGUCUAUAGGCAAACAAUAUAGGGUGUGCUGUGCAUUGUCAGCCCUAUACUAUGGUCUUAAUAAUGCCAGCUUAAAAAUCACUGUUGUGCUCUGCAUUUCAUGUGUUAGAAGCUGAUUCUAGGCUGAGGAAAGCAAGAGUUCUCUACUUUUGCUCAAUAUUGAGGCUUACCCAGUUUGACUCUGCAGCCAAUGAAGUGGUUUAUUGCUUCAAUAAAAAUAUACUUGAAUGAUGAAUCUAUUUAUGUUUUGUUUUGUUUUUAUUUAAAGAUGGGGUUUUGCCAUGUUGGCCAGGCUGGUCUUGAACUCCUGACCUCAGGUGAUCCACCCACCUCAGCCUCCCAACUUGCUGGGAUUACAGGCGUGAACCACUAUGCCCAGCCUGAAUGAUGAAUUUAUGUGAACACAAAGCCCUCUGAAAAAUUAAUGAUUUUCAAUUUGUUGUCUUCUUGAAAACUGAAUUUAAGUAUUAUUUAAACAGAAAAGUGUCAGAAAUCAAAUGCAGUAUCUCCCACUUCCUUUUUUAAAUGUUAAAUUACUAGGGUUUUUGUAUAGCUUUUUGUAUUGUGUGUAUUUAUGAUAUGUGAAAUGUACAUAAAAUUAAACAAUGUGAAAAUAAA
Messenger RNA from Symphalangus syndactylus (siamang), 2884 nucleotides. It is a transcript of the gene TMEM68, whose product is annotated as transmembrane protein 68. The record is from RefSeq and is a predicted model, not a curated record. Gene Ontology annotation, molecular function: acyltransferase activity. NCBI's taxonomy places the organism in Eukaryota, Metazoa, Chordata, Mammalia, Primates, Hylobatidae. Gene Ontology annotation, cellular component: membrane.